AUGUCCUCCUCGAUGGAGAUCGUCUCUCGCAGUCUGGUCCCUCGUCUUUCGUGGACAGCGAGCUCUAUUCGCCCUGCGACCACCUCCUUCGCUCGACACCACACCUCCCCACAGCAGCAACAACUCCCCCCUCGCUCCACCGCGACCGCAGCCUUCGCCCGGAACGCAUGGGCAUCUCGUCGCGCAUCACCGUCCUCAAUUCGGCACGCCGCCGCCCGCGCCUUUUCCACCACAGCCCCACUCAAGAAAGACCACCACUUCGACACCCUCAAAUUCGUGCGGUCCCUCGAGGCCUCCGGUUUCUCCAAAGCGCAGUCCGAAUCCAUUAUGCGCGUACUCGACUCCGUCAUCGAAGAGUCCAUCCAAAACCUCACCCGCACCAUGGUCCUGCGGGAAGACCAAGAAAAGGCGACCUACACACAAAAAGUCGACUUUGCGAAACUUCGAUCAGAAUUGCUGACGGCGGACUCGUCCGAGUCGGCGCUCACGCGGGCGAGUCACGAGAGGUUGACCAACGAUCUGGCCAAGCUAAACAAUCGGCUGAGAGAUGAGGUGCAGCGCACGCAGGCGAGCGUGAGGCUCGAUCUCAAUCUGGAAAAAGGCAGGAUCCGGGAAGAGGCGAAUAGUCAGGAUUUAAAGAUCAAGGAGACAGAGACGAGAAUCGAGCAGGAGAGUGCGGCGUUGAGGGAGAGGUUGGAGGCGGUCAAAUUCUCGACGCUGCAAUGGUUGAUGGGCACCUGGUCGACCAAAGGACUUCCCGACCUCUGA
Zymoseptoria tritici IPO323 is the source of this 768-nucleotide messenger RNA. RefSeq lists its product as uncharacterized. NCBI's taxonomy places the organism in Eukaryota, Fungi, Ascomycota, Dothideomycetes, Mycosphaerellales, Mycosphaerellaceae. Gene Ontology annotation, cellular component: mitochondrion. The record is from RefSeq and is a predicted model, not a curated record. The transcript is spliced from 2 exons. The coding region runs from base 1 to 768 and encodes 255 amino acids.